AUGACAGAGGAAGAUAUGACAACCUCUGGCUCAGCACAAGAUACUGGCAAGAUGCUAGAAUGCAAGGAAUUCAAGAAUGGCACACUCAGUUCUAUGUCAAUAUCUACACCAAAUUCUAACAGCAUGGUGACCAUGGCAGCAGCAGAUCUUAUUGCACUCUGCAAAAGAAGAUCUGAAUAUACUGGCUCACAAAUAUCAGAAGAAAGUGCAGAUCUUAUUGAACACAAAAUGGCAUUCUUCUUGAAUGCAGAGGUGAUCAGUGAUGCAGAUAUUCUCAAUAAGAAUCAACAGAAACCAUCUGAAGAUUUAUCAACACUUGAGCAAUGA
Molecule: messenger RNA, 327 nt
Organism: Histoplasma capsulatum G186AR
Lineage: Eukaryota; Fungi; Ascomycota; Eurotiomycetes; Onygenales; Ajellomycetaceae
Exons: 3
Coding region: 1-327 (108 amino acids)
Source: RefSeq, a predicted model, not a curated record